Messenger RNA from Trichoderma citrinoviride, 712 nucleotides. Its product is annotated as acyl-CoA N-acyltransferase. The transcript is spliced from 3 exons. The record is from RefSeq and is a predicted model, not a curated record. The coding region runs from base 11 to 703 and encodes 230 amino acids. NCBI's taxonomy places the organism in Eukaryota, Fungi, Ascomycota, Sordariomycetes, Hypocreales, Hypocreaceae.
CACUCUCAUCAUGCCUCCAACAUUUCGCCUCCGUCCAGGAACCGCCUCGGACCUAACCCACGCAGUGCGUCUCUACGACGCCUGUCUCGGAUCCGACAAGUUGGCCGCGCUGCUGUUUCCGCGCAAGAACGAAGAUCCAGAGUCGUAUAAGAAGUAUUUGUACAGACUGUACGCGAAGCGGUACUGGUCCGUGGAAUGGACAUUUACGUUCAUCGUCAAGGAGGGAGGUGAAAGUGAGGAUGAAGAUGACACAGUCGUCGGAUUCUCCUGCUGGAAGAGGCCCAGUGCGGACAUCACCUUCGGAGAGCGAUGGUUUACUCUGUUCGCCUGGAUCGCCCCCCUCGUCCGCACAUUCAUAUCCCUCCAAGACACCCUCCUCGCCCCCCUAAACAUCGACCCCCACGCCGCCCACGCCUUCGACCGUGUCUUCCCGCCCAUCGAAAAGGCCCUCUUCGCGGACAAGAACCGCGCCGAGUGGUGGUACCUCAGCACCCUGGCCGUGCACCCUUCCGUCCAGGGCAUCGGGCUCGGCGCCCUGCUCUUGGGCGAGGGGCUCACCCGGGCGGACGAGGGCAAGGUCUGGCUCAUCGGGCUGAGGGGCACGGAUGCGUAUUACUCGAGAUUUGGUUUUGUCGAAGUGGGAAGGGCGAAUGUGGGAGACUUGAGUGAGUGGGAUGGCGGCAUCGUCAUGUUCCGAGAGUGAUGGAAAGGA